This is a messenger RNA of Schistosoma mattheei, 1154 nucleotides long. The record is from the annotation of a GenBank genome assembly. Lineage: Eukaryota; Metazoa; Platyhelminthes; Trematoda; Strigeidida; Schistosomatidae.
AAGACUUAACUGAUUCCAUUGAGAAAAGAAUCACCAAAGUACUCAGAGAUCUUCUGAAAAAGAAGAUGAUCGAUAACUCUGGUUACAAUAAUCUACGACCUCGUGGGUCUCGUUUGCCCCACAUGUAUGGAUUACCGAAAAUACAUAAACAAGGUUAUCCUCUUAGACCUAUUUUGUCAAAGAUCACUUCACCAUACCACAAAGUUGCACGAUGGUUGGCAGAUAAGUUAGAACCAGUGCGUCAACGAUUAGCCACCUAUACACUAAAGGAUUCAUUUGUAUUUGCUGACAGCAUGAAUCACAUAAAUAUUGCUGGUAAGUUUAUGGUUUCUUUUGAUGUAACAUCAUUGUUUACAAAAAUACCACUUCUUGAAACCAUAGACAUAAUUUGUCAACAUUCUGACAUCCUACCUCUACCAGUACCAGAAUUCAAACGACUGUUACUCAUUUGUACACAAGGUGUUCAGUUCCAGUUCAACGAUAUCAUAUACAAACAAACCGACGGUGUAGCGAUUGGAAGUCCGUUAGGUCCUGUCCUAGCGGAUAUUUUCAUGGCUAACCUCAAAAGAACCAAAGUCAAACGAGCGAUUGAUGAAAUGACGUAUUAUUCGAGGUAUGUUGAUGAUACCUUCAUCGUAUGUAAUAAUAAAAAACAUGCAAUAAAUCUGAUAGAGUUUUUCAAUGAAGCACAUCCGAAUAUCCAUUUCACUAUGUAACAUGAAAAAGAAAACAAGUUCCAUUUUCUCGAUAUCGCGAUGAAACGAAGAAAGGAUGGUACAGUUCAACGUUCAGUUUAUAAGAAAGACACAUGGAAUGGCACUGGUCAAAACACUUUUCACAGAACAGAAAGAAUAUUUACUUCCGAUACACUAGAAGAGGAAGUUAUGAAUGUUAAAAAUGUUUAAAGAAUAACGGAUACCCACUGAAAUUUAUUGAGAAAUACGGCAAAUGUGGAGAUAAAAAAACCGAGAGAAAUUACAGCAAAUAAAAAGCCUAUUUUUGUUCAAUUUCAAUUCAAAGGUGACGAUGUCACAGGAUCAAUCAAUAUGAGACUAAAAACUGCACUGACAAGAACUUAUCCUGCAGCGAAAUUGAUUGUCCUGUCCAAAACAACAUGUUCUUUGACACAAUCAAAGGUCGACAGGUAUCCCUUU